Messenger RNA from Aspergillus heteromorphus CBS 117.55, 2443 nucleotides. RefSeq names its product ribosome biogenesis GTPase LSG1. Gene Ontology annotation, biological process: ribosomal subunit export from nucleus. The transcript has a single exon. Gene Ontology annotation, cellular component: cytosol. Lineage: Eukaryota; Fungi; Ascomycota; Eurotiomycetes; Eurotiales; Aspergillaceae. Bases 45 to 2069 code for a protein of 674 amino acids. Gene Ontology annotation, molecular function: GTPase activity; GTP binding. The record is from RefSeq and is a predicted model, not a curated record.
AUCCCCUCCAAUCUCUCCACAAUCUUCCACAUCACAUCGCCACCAUGGUGUUGGCAAAAUCAAAAAACUCCGUGGGGCUGGGCAACAGCCUCAUGAACGACCGCUUCGGUAAAGGCAAGGCCUCCGGCAUGAAGAAGGCCUCCCACAACGCCUCCAUUGCCCGCAAGAACGAACAUGGCGAGACCUACAUCACCAACGCCCCCACCGAGGCCGCUUGGGUCAAGAUGCGCAGUAUCACCGAGCAGGCCGCCCUCGACGAGUUCCUCAGCACCGCCGAGCUGGCCGGCACCGACUUCACCGCCGAGAAGAUGAACAACGUCAAGAUCAUCCACACCGACCAGAAGAACCCCUUCCUGCUGUCUGCCUCCGAGGAGAAGUCCGCCGUCAAGAAGCACCAGAAGAACCGCGACCGUCUGACCGUGCCCCGUCGUCCCAAGUGGGACCAGUCCACCACCCGCCAGCAGCUCGAACUCAUGGAGCGCGAGAGUUUCCUCAACUGGCGCCGCGGCCUCGCUGAGCUGCAGGAGAACCACGACCUGCUCAUGACCCCCUUCGAGCGGAACCUCGAGGUCUGGCGCCAGCUGUGGCGUGUCAUCGAACGCUCCGACCUGGUCGUGCAGAUCGUCGACGCCCGAAACCCUCUGCUCUUCCGUUCCGAGGAUCUGGAGGCCUACGUCAAGGAGAUCAGCCCCAAGAAGCGCAACCUGCUACUCGUCAACAAGGCCGACAUGUUGACCGACAAGCAGCGAGCUAUGUGGGCCGACUACUUCGAGCGCCACAACAUCGAGUUCCGUUUCUUCUCCGCCCACCUGGCCAAGGAGCACAACGAACGCCUCAUGCAGGAAGAAGAGGAACGCAACUCGGACAGCGAGGAGAGUGAUGAGGAAGACGUCGAUGAGGCGGAGGAGCUGGCUGAGGGAGCCAAAUCCCUGGACAUUAAGGAUGGCAAGAAGCCCCAGGAGCCCCAGGAGGAACACGAUGGAGGUCUGGACCUGCAGCCCGGCGCCAGCUCGGAUCCCCGGACGGAUAUCCUCGACGUCGAGCAACUCGAAGAACUCUUCCUCUUCAACUCCCCUGAAAACCUCCCCGACAGCGACACUCCCGAGGGUGCCGCCAAGCAGAAGACGGUCAUCGGUCUGGUCGGUUACCCCAACGUCGGUAAGUCCAGCACUAUCAACGCCCUGCUGGGCGCCAAGAAGGUGUCCGUCUCCGCGACCCCCGGUAAGACCAAGCACUUCCAGACCCUGUACCUCUCGCCCGAGAUCAUGCUCUGCGAUUGUCCCGGUCUGGUCUUCGCCAACUUCGCCACCACCAAGGCGGAGCUGGUCGUCAACGGUGUCCUCCCCAUCGACCAGCAGCGCGAGUUCACCGGUCCGGCUGGUCUCGUCGCCCACCGCAUCCCCAAGCACUUCCUCGAGAACGUCUACGGCGUGACCAUCCGCACCCGGCCCGUCGAAGAAGGCGGCACGGGCAUCCCCAACGCCAGCGAGGUCCUCCGCGCCUACGCACGCGCCCGCGGCUUUGCCACGAGCGGUCUGGGUCAGCCCGACGAGUCGCGAGCCGCUCGUUACGUCCUGAAGGACUACGUCAACGGCAAGCUCCUCUUCUGCCACCCCCCGCCCCAGCCCGAGGGCCAGGACCCCAUCGACCCCCACAAGUUCAACGAAGACCUCUACGACAUGGCCCAUCUCCCGCCCCGCCGCCAGGCCAUGCUGGCCAAGCUCCUCGCCGACGAGGCCCUCGCCGCCGGCGUGACCGACCCGGAGAUGCUCGCCCUGCUCAAGGGCCCCGUGCCGGGCCUGCGCUCGCGCAACCUGGACUCCGGCUUCUUCGGCCCCGAGAACUCCGCCUCCACCGGCCGUCUGACCCUCCCCUUCAACUCGCAGUACACCGAACAGGGCAAGGAGAUGCGCCAGCACCUCACCGGCCGUAAGGAGCGCAUGAUGGUGGCGUUGGAGCGCGGCGUGGAUGUGUCGGAGGUCCGCUCCGGCAGCUCCAAGAAGCACUUCAAGGCCAACAAGCGCCGCGCCAAGAAGGUGCGCAAGAACGCGCAGGAUGAAGAUUACUGAUUUCGGGGCUCGCGGGCGAGUGUUUGUUUUCUUUUUUCUUUUUUUUCUUCUUCUUCUGGUCUGAAAAAGUUUCCCUGCGGAGUACUUUCCGUGUCAUAUACCGAUACCUACUACCUCCCUCCUUGCCUCUCUCUACCUGCCUACCUGCCUACCUACCUACCCGACUUAGCCGAGCUACCCUACUUACUCCUUCUGCCUUCCUGAAGUAUGCAAUGAACCGGAUGGGUUGAGUUUCUUCUCUCAUGGACGGAAUGGGUGUGAUUGAUGGACUGCCUUGUUUUCUUCCUUGCUUGCUUGCUUAAGUGAUUGAUCGUUUGAUAGAUAUCUUGUUUGUUAGUUCCGUGACUAUGUUUGCAUGAUGAAUAUGAUUCCAU